CUUUAUGUUUCAUUUCUUGUUCUUUGCAAUUCUUUAGCUUUGAUCGGUUAGCAUACUUGCUUUCCACUAGCUUCAGUCUCUUUCUCUCUCUCUCUCUCAGCUAACGUUUCUAGAGAGUUGAAUUCUUCCAUACUUUCUCUUGUUCUUCAAAACCUUGAUUCGUUCAUAUCCAUAAAGAUCACUGGCCAAAACAAGAUCCAAACCCAGUUUUCAAUCUUUGUUUGUAAUCCUUUAACUUUUUUGUGAGCUCAAAAGCUUGAGAAAAAACCAUGGCUAAUCUAUGGUGGGCGGGGCAAGUAGGGUUACAAGGAAUGGAAACAUCAGCCACUUCAUCAUCUCCGAUCAAGAAACCAGAUCUGGGUAUAUCCAUGACAAACAAUGGAGAAACAGGCAGCGGUGGAACCGGCGAGGAAGAAGAAGACAAAGAUCAUAGCGACGAGCCUAGAGAAGGUGCUAUCGAAGUCUCCACUCGUCGUCCCAGGGGACGACCGGCGGGUUCCAGAAACAAGCCCAAACCACCGAUCUUCGUCACCAGGGAUAGCCCUAAUGCACUUAGGAGUCACGUUAUGGAGAUAGCUAAUGGUUCCGAUGUAGCCGAAACCCUAGCUCAGUUCGCUAGGAGGAGACAAAGAGGGGUUUCGGUUCUUAGCGGAAGUGGAACCGUGACCAACGUUACACUUAGGCAACCUUCGGCUCCUGGUGCCGUCAUGGCUCUUCAUGGUCUGUUCGAGAUUCUAUCGUUAACCGGUGCGUUUCUUCCCGGACCGGCUCCCCCGGGGUCGACCGGGUUAACGAUAUACCUAGCCGGUGGACAAGGGCAGGUUGUUGGUGGUAGUGUAGUAGGGUCAUUGAUGGCAUCAGGGCCUGUUAUGGUUAUAGCAGCCACUUUCUCCAACGCUACAUAUGAGAGGUUGCCUUUGGAGGAAGAAGAAGAGGAUGCUGGUGGAGCUCAAGGUCAGCUCGGUGGCGGCGGAUCGCCUCCGGGGAUCGGUAGUGGAAGUGGUGGACAUCAACAAGGUGGGAUCGGUGGUAACGGCGGAGGCGGUGACAGUUCGGGUUUGCAAGGUUAUAACAAUUUGCCACCGAAUUUGGUUCCUAAUAGUGGACAGUUGAACCAUGAGGCUUAUGCUUGGGCACACGGUGGAAGGCCACCGUAUCAUUAAACAUAUAGGAAAACAUUGCUUGUGGGAGAUUUAGAGAUACUUUCACUUGCAUCAAUUAUCAUAAUAAGAUCAUCAUGUUUAGUUUCUUACACUUAUUUUUC
Hibiscus syriacus is the source of this 1264-nucleotide messenger RNA. Its product is annotated as AT-hook motif nuclear-localized protein 20-like. NCBI's taxonomy places the organism in Eukaryota, Viridiplantae, Streptophyta, Magnoliopsida, Malvales, Malvaceae. The transcript has a single exon. Gene Ontology annotation, molecular function: DNA-binding transcription factor activity; minor groove of adenine-thymine-rich DNA binding. The record is from RefSeq and is a predicted model, not a curated record. Gene Ontology annotation, cellular component: nucleus. Bases 270 to 1163 code for a protein of 297 amino acids.